GAGAGUGAAAAUACAUCAGUUUAUUUCUAGACAACCUAACGAUUAGACGCGUAAAAAUUUUGUAAUAACAUCAUAAAAUAAUUGUUGCCAAACAAACUAAACAUGUUAUUAUUUUUACUAAUUGUACUAUCAAUUAUUCUAUAUUUCCUGAUAAGACGCCAUUAUUCUUUGUGGCAACGUUUGGGUAUCGAAUACGAUGAACCUACAAUUCCCUAUGGCUCCCUACUAAAAGUCAGGCGUAAAGAAAGAGCCUUUGGUUUGGUUAUGUCUGAUCUUUAUGAGAAAUACACCAAGAAAUUUGUGGGCAUUUAUUUGUUUAUAAAACCGGCGAUUCUAUUGAGAGAUGCGGCUCUGGUGCGUCAAAUAAUGACAACUGAUUUUGGCAGCUUUCAUGAUCGUGGUGUUUAUGUCGACGAGAAAAAUGAUCCGAUGUCAGCAAAUUUAUUUACACUUAAAGGACAAACCUGGCGAUCCUUGAGAGCAAAAUUAACACCUUCAUUUACAUCAGGAAAAUUGAAAGGAAUGUUUAGUACGGUUGAUGAUGUGGCCGAUAAAUUAGUAAAACAUUUGAAAGGGCAAUUGGAUGAUGGAAAUACUCAUACAUUGGAAAUAAAAAGUCUGACUACCACAUACGCCAUUGAUAUCAUUGGUUCCGUUAUAUUUGGUCUGGACAUUGACAGUUUUAGCAAUCCUAAGAAUGAAUUCAGACAAUUAAGUGAUAGACUUUUCUUGCGAUCGGGAGUAUUAUUAAGCAUAAGAAAUAUAAUGAGUUUUGUCUGUCCACCAAUUGCCCGUUUUAUAACCGCCCUUGGAGUUAAGGACUCUGUCGUGUAUAAUUUAAAAGAUAUUGCUAAGAGAACCAUAGAGUUCCGGGAGAAAAAUGGUGUAUAUAGAAAAGAUAUGUUGCAACUAUUGAUACAGCUGCGUAAUACGGGUAAAAUUAGCGACGAUAAUGAUGGUUUAUGGCAAAUUGAAACGACAGCGGAAAACCUAAAGUCCAUGUCAAUUGAAUUGAUUGCAGCGCAAUUAUUUCUCUUCUAUAUAGCUGGUUCAGAGACCACCGCAGCAACCACAUCUUUUACCAUUUACGAAUUUGCCAUGUAUCCGGAAAUACUGAGAAAGGCUCAAAACGAGGUAGAUGAAUGUUUAAAAAAACAUGGCUUAAUGCCCGAGGAUAAACUAACAUAUGAAGUCAUACAAGACAUGAAAUAUUUGGAUUUGUGUGUUAUGGAAACCACUCGCAAAUAUCCAGGUCUCCCAUUUUUGAAUCGUGAAUGCACUCAGGAUUUUACAGUUCCCGACACAAAUUUCACCAUUAAAAAAGGCACCGGCAUUAUUAUUUCGCUGUUGGGUAUUCAUCGCGACGCUGAAUAUUUUCCCAAUCCUAUGGAUUAUAAACCAGAACGUUUUUCUGAGGAGAUUAUGGAUUAUAAUCCUGUAGCAUUCAUGCCCUUUGGCGAGGGACCACGUCAUUGUAUAGCUCAACGUAUGGGUGUUAUGAACGUGAAGGUGGCUUUGGCUAAAAUAUUAGCAAAUUUCAAUAUUGAACCCAUGAAACGAAAAGAAGUGGAAUACAAAUUUCAUGUUUCGCCUGUACUAGUGCCAGUUGAUGGUUUGAAAGUGGGACUAUCAAAGAGAUGGAAAAUGUGGUUACUCAUACCGAUUUUAAUCUAUACAAUUAUAUUUCUCUCAGUGCGACAUGUUUAUAACUAUUGGCGUCGAAAGGGGUUUCCCCAUGAAAAAUCCGACUUGAGUUGGCCGUUUCUCAAACAAAUUUACAAACGUGAGUUCCAUCAUGUCGAUGCCAUUGGUGAGGACUAUCGUGCCGGUAAGGAACGUUUUGUGGGCAUAUAUUUUCUGUUCCAUCCCACUUUGCUUAUAAGAGAUCUUUCGUUGGCCCGUGCCAUACUGGAAAAUCCAUGUGGUCAUUUCAAUGAUACGAAAUGGGAUUAUGUUCGAGGUUAUCGUAAAUUUAAUCUAAUGGAAAAAAUAUCACCCAUAUUUUCUGCUGCUCGUUUAGAGGCCAUGUUUCCAAAUAUUGAGAAGGUCGGGGACUAUGCGUUAAAUCAUUUGAGUGUUGUAGCCGAAUGUAAUAAAUCUGAUGGUAUUGAUAUGCAGCAUAUGUUGUCAAUUUAUUCUGUGAAUAUUAUCGCCAAUUUAAUCUAUGGCUUAGAGAUUGAUCUUUUCAAACAAACAGAUUCAAUAUUUCAACAAUAUUUAAAUUAUUCCAUACGUCAAUCAGCUGUUAAUUCAUACACCUACAAUCGCAUUCCCAAAAAAUCCUCACUCACCUAUCGUCUGCGUGAUGUCAUUCGUGAGAAUGUGGAACGACGUGAAGAGGGCGGCACGAUACGCAAAGAUAUUCUGCAAAUUCUAGUCAAAUUUCGUAAUGGGAACGAUAUCGAACAAAAAGAAAAACUGAGUUGGCACAUUGAGAAUCUCUUUGAGAGAGAAAAACUCUUAUCAAUAAAAAAAUUGGCACAUAUUACCGAACAUCUUUUGGAGAAUGGUAUGAACACAAUGGCAUCGACAGGCGUAUUUGCAUUGUAUGAGAUUUUGCAACAACCCGAGCUAAAUGAUAAAAUUUUAGAGGAAUUAAGGACUCACGUGCUGAAAAAUGAUAAAAAACCACAACUAACAUACGAAGGUUUAAAACAGUUGAAACUAAUGGAUUUGUGUAUACAAGAAACUGUGCGCAAAUACCCCAGUGUAGCUUUAAUUGAACGUGUUUGCCGUAAAGAUUUUCAAAUGCCAGAAUGUAAACAUAUUCUAAGUGAGGGUAAAUCCUUUAUUAUACCGCUUUUGGCCAUACAAAGAGAUGAGACUUAUUUUGAGGAUCCUUUAAGCUUUAAGCCACAGCGUUUUGUACAUGACAGCAAUGGCAAUAAGGGUGAAUGCUUGCUAAGUUUCGGCCUGGGAGCUAAAACAUGCAUAGCUCAACAUUUUGUUAACCUUGUGGUUAAAUGUAUUUUGGUCAAGCUAUUCCUUAAUUUUCAUAUGGAGACAACAGAUACAGAAAAUUUGGAAAUCUGUUAUAAUAAAACACCGUUUAUACAAUCGAAAGAGGGUUUUAAGGUUAAAUUAAAACCAACGAAAAUAAAACUUGAUUUAUAGAUUUAAUGUGGUGAUUUUUUUUAUGUUAUAAAUUUAAAUAUUUUACUUUUUAAGGAUAAAAAUAAGUUAUUUGUCUUGUUAAUUAUAAUAACAAGUUUAAAUAGAAUUGAUUCCAAUAAAUCUAACAAAAUUUCUAGAACGAUUUUCAAAAA
Calliphora vicina (urban bluebottle blowfly) is the source of this 3266-nucleotide messenger RNA. RefSeq names its product cytochrome P450 6d1-like. The record is from RefSeq and is a predicted model, not a curated record. Gene Ontology annotation, molecular function: monooxygenase activity; oxidoreductase activity, acting on paired donors, with incorporation or reduction of molecular oxygen; heme binding. Lineage: Eukaryota; Metazoa; Arthropoda; Insecta; Diptera; Calliphoridae. Bases 103 to 3114 code for a protein of 1003 amino acids. The transcript is spliced from 10 exons.